CACCCGGAGACACUAGUCUCUCUUCCGCCCACACCCGGAGACAUUAGUCUCUCUUCCGCCCACACACGGAGACACGAGUCUCUCUUCCGCCAUGCUCUCCCGGUUGCUCAAGGAGCAUCAGGCCAAGCAGAAUGAGAGGAAGGAGCUGCAAGAGAAGAGAAGAAAGGAGGCGAUCGCUGCAGCUACAACCCUGACCGAGGUUUUAGUAGAUCAUCUUAAUGUGGGUGUGGCCCAGGCUUACGUAAAUCAAAGAAAGUUGGACCAUGAAGUGAAGACGCUGCAGACACAGGCCGCACAGUUUGCAAAGCAGACGACACAGUGGAUCGGUCUGGUGGAGAACUUUAACCAGGCAUUAAAAGAGAUUGGUGAUGUGGAGAAUUGGGCCAGGAGUAUUGAGAAGGACAUGCGUAUUAUUGCCACUGCUUUAGAAUAUGUGCAUAAAGGCCAACUACAGCCCUCUGCCUCCUGAGCUGCAGCACCCAUGGGAGAUUCCUGAAGCCUAAUAACUUCCAUACCACCAUGUCUGCAAAAGUAUUUGGGAAUACUUUAAAAAAGGAACCAGAAGUUAAUGUGAAGUAUAGUGACUUGCUUUUUGACAUGCAGAACUAAUUAUUGUGCAAUCUACCAAAGUCACAUAAUGGUUUAAUUUUACAGUACUAUGCUGUAACCUUAGGCUGGUACAGAAGACUCACAUUGAAGUAUUUUGCUACAUCUUCUGAGCCAGGGAAAAAUAAUACAGCUAACAGCUUAUAGAAAAUGUUCAGGUUUCAGAAAUGUGCGUUAAAGGAAAAUUUUAAGCAAGUUCACCGACACUAAACCCAAUACAUUGGGUUAUAGUGU
This is a messenger RNA of Hyla sarda, 840 nucleotides long. RefSeq names its product biogenesis of lysosomal organelles complex 1 subunit 1 (gene BLOC1S1). The record is from RefSeq and is a predicted model, not a curated record. Bases 92 to 469 code for a protein of 125 amino acids. The transcript has 4 exons. Gene Ontology annotation, cellular component: BLOC-1 complex. Gene Ontology annotation, biological process: endosomal transport. Lineage: Eukaryota; Metazoa; Chordata; Amphibia; Anura; Hylidae.